UGCCGGGCUGUGGGUGAUUGUAUACCCGUGACCAGACUGAAGCUGGGGAAGCUAAAGGUGGUGCGGCGGCAGCUGCUGCAAAGAUAUGAACACCAGCCAUUUGUCUCCUGCCUGGCCGGCCUCUACGGUUGCCAAUGGAGACGAUACCAAAGAGCCCGGGCUCAGCCAGGAGAGUGCUGCUGCAGCAGGGUGGAGUGUGGCAGUUUUGGCCUCCUGAUCCUCACCUUCUUCCUAAGUUUUUUAUUCCUCUAUUUCUGGAGUGAAGCUCAGAAUGACUACAAUGACUUUGACUGGUUUAACUUUGGGACUCUGGGGUUCUGGUUUCCCUGGUCUCUGGUCCUGCUGGUCAUUGCUGCGGCUCUCUUCACAUACAUCGCCCUGCUAUUGGUUUUGGCGGUGUGUCUGCUUACUGAGGGUCAGAGACUGUACCUUCACUGGAGCCACAAGACCGGCAUCGUGGUGACACUGGCGUUUUCCGUCAUAGCCACCGCCGUCCUGUCUGACCUCUGGAGCAAAGAGUGGAAGACUCUCCUUCUCUCCCUGCAGGUCACAGCUCCGUUCCUCCAUGUGGCUGCAGUCUCACUGAUGGCGAUCCUCUCCUGGCCAAUAGCGUUGCACUUCUUCCGCAUGAACAAGAGAGUGCGUCAGGUGGCAGUGCUGGGUCUCUUCCUCUCCGUGCUCUUCUCUCUCUAUCUGGUCCCUCUGGGAAUGUAUUCACCCUGCAUUAAAGAAGCAGGAACGCUGGGACCUGCCCCGAGACUCAUCGGACACAGAGGAGCCCCGAUGCUUGCUCCAGAGAAUACAGUAAUGUCGUUUGAGAAGGCCUUGGAAGCGGGAGGAGAAGGACUGGAGACUGACGUCACAAUCAGUUAUGAUGGCGUUCCCUUCCUGAUGCAUGACUCCACUCUGAGGAGAACCACUAACGUUGCGGAGGUUUUCCCGAACCGGACUGACCUUGAUGCCUCCAUGUUCACCUGGGCAGAGCUGCAGCAGCUCAACGCUGGCAGCUGGUUCUUAUCGAGGGAUCCCUUUGGUACAGUUUCGUCCCUGCCUGAGGCAGACUGCUCCCGGGCCCAGAAUCAGUCCAUUCCCUCGUUGGCACAGUUCCUUGAAGUGGCGUCCAGUAGUGGCAGACUGGUGCUGUUUGACCUGCGCAGACCGCCGCAGGGACAUCCCUACAGUCAAUCAUUCAUUAACACGACUCUGCAGGUGGUGCAGGCCCACAUCAACUCAUCACAGGUGCUGUGGCUGCCGUCUGAGGACAGGGAGCUGGUGCGGGCGAUGGACCCGGAGCUGCAGCAGACAUCUGGAGAGAAGGCGUCCAUCCAGGAACUGACUGAUGACCACAUCACCAGACUGAACCUGCACUACAGCACCAUGUCACAACAACAGAUCAGUAAGUACCAGUCAGUGAACAUCAGUACCAACCUGUUUGUGAUCAGCCAGCCGUGGCUCUACACUCUGGCCUGGUGUGCAGGAGCUCAAUCUGUAACCACCAACUCCAUCCACAUCUUAUCCAACAUCAAGCAGCCGCUCUUCCUCAUGACUCCAGAGGAAUAUACGCUAAUGUGGAUUCUGACUGAUGCUGUGUCUGCCUUCCUCAUUAUCACAGUUUUCAUAUUCCACUGGUGGAGAGAGAGAGGCCUGCCCUUCUGGUCCGGCAGCCGUCAGACUCACGAGAACGGACCCUACAGCAAGUUCAGGACGGAGCUGAGCGACGUGUGGUCCAUCUCCAGCGUCAACGUCAGACCCGACCUGCGGAGUACACCCAGUUCACCCAGCGCCCCUCAUCUGCCCACCAUCACAGAGGAGUGACUGGGAGAAAUGGAGAGAGAGAGAGAGAGAGAGAGAGAGAGAGAGAGAGGUACAGAAGAUGAGAGUUAAUAAAGUUCUUAGGGAGAGAAAAAGAGCGUUAAAGUCGGCUGGAAAAUCUGUUUUAAUCAAAAGUAUUUUUCAGUUAUGAUGAAUAUUUCUGACUAAAAAACCAAACAGGGAAAGGGAUCAGGAAAGACGGCAAACUCUCUCUGCUUUCCUCUCCUCUCUCAUCCUUUCAUGGAUUUUGGGCCGACCGCCCGCAGGAACAGAACUGCUGAGCUAAACCUCAUCCACUGAUCAGAGCAGAGAGCCUCCGUGGACUCCAGCCGAGCAUUACCAGAGUUCAUUUCCCUUCCUGCAAUCUCAUCGGUGUCACGAUAAAAAAUCCUGGAAAAGUGCAGCGUUAACGCUCACCCAGAGGCUGACAUGCUUUUAGAACAUCAUUUUCAUUCAAACUUCACCAGCCGAGAUGUUAAGGAAACUAAACCUCACUAAAGAAAAGGAGAAACAAUAAAUAUAUUCUUCUGUAGUAGAUCAUUAGCCGCUGUUACUCUUCCUGUCUCGUGUUUCUCGUUGAUAAAAACCAAAUGAGUCAGAGAGAGAGAGAGAGAGCGAGAGAGAGAGAGAGAGCGGCAGAGUGGAGGGGAACCUGGAGCAGGAGAAGUGUGGACGAAGAUAAAAAUGGACUCUUGAGAAUCUUCUGUGGGAGCUUUUUUUUUCAUUUUCUAGCUGUAAAUAUAUCAGGAGCCUCAGACCAAACUUUCAACGAUAUUUUCUAUUUUACUCUGUGUCUGUGGCUUGUUGGACGCGGUGUUGGACUGACAGAAUGAAUGUAAACUGAGAGGGUAUUGUUAGUUAUUAUUUAUGUUUUGUACUAAAGUGAAUGUAUUAUCAAGCUGGGGCCGUGUUUCUGAUAAAAGCAUGUGAGGAAUGUUCUGGCUGGAAGUCGUUUUCAGUCUGGCUGAAGGUUUGUGCCAAAUGUAGAAUUAGCUGCUGUGAAAACAUAAAGAUGCUUUUGAGAAAUCAGACCGUGUGCGCUUUAUGAUGCGGUGAAUACAGCGUCUGCUUUUUCCUUAAAUAUAUACGCACACAGUACUUUCCAAAAGUACGAUUAUAAAGUCCAUCUGAGUUAAUUUUUUUUCUCACCUAAACUGAUUUAAGAUCUGAAAUCCAGAGAUUCCUGUCCGGACAUUUCAGGUGUUAAAUCUCUGAGUUUAGAUGCCUUGACUUCCUGAAGAGGUUUAGCUGCACAGUGAUAGAAAUAAAGCCGGACCUGUUGCAGGAAGUGCAAUUAAAAAGGCUACGUUUGAAUGUUUUCAAUAAGAAACAAUUUAUUUAUGCAACACAGUUCAUGUACAUUAAUUUUGUUUGGAGACAUAGCAAUAGUUUCCGACAGAUCUCCUUUAAUUCACAUCUUUGCAGAUUACAUGUGAGAGGUGUAACAGCUCAGAGUGGGCGGCUCGUUACAUUAAAGGUGCAGUCUGAAGCGCUGUCAACAUGGCACAACAAACUAGUCUUCUAAGUUUAGCUUUUGUCUGAAUGUGUGUCCUGUACCACCUGUCAGCCUCAUGCUGGACUCACACAGACCUGGUUUUGGUUCGACUGACUGAGGUGGCGCCGACACGUUUAGGAAGAUUCAUUUUUUUAGCAUUUAUUUCAACUUAAAAACAUCAAGGCAACACAAGGCUUCCGGCUGACAUCGUGUGUACUCCACGCCUCACUGCUGAUGUGAGACAUAAAUACAACAUUUAUGAAAUGAUCUAAAAUUAGAGUUCAGUAGAUACCGUGCAGAUUCACCUGCAGCUGCCACAUAGAAACUUAAUGUACUGUCUGGUAUCGUUAGUUAAAGCGUCUUUGUUUACCUGUUGAGAAUAUCAGCUACAGCUAUCACUCCCUGCACAGCCAUAUUUAUUCUAUUGAAUAUGUUUUAUACUGUUAUAGUUUGAAGUGAGCGAGUCAGCUUACGAUGCAGCGCUGCUUGGAUUUUCUUUGGAGAUGCAUUUAAGGCCGAGCAUGUUUUUUAAUUUAUUCUUUGUUUUCUUUAGAAGAGGAUUUCCUUAAAGUGAUUCUCCACCAAAUAUCUCUCUUGAUGCCAGACCAUCAGAUGACUUAAAUGUGUCACAAGUUUUUCUGACAUUCAUUGAAACUUAAUUUCAUAAAACAGCAAUCUAGAGGUUAAAGAAACAUGUUUGAUAAUUAGAGUAGAACAGCAUUUUGUUUGUAAAUAAGAAACAUGUGCGGUGAAUCUUCGACUGCCUUUUUUUUUCCUUGCACCAAAUUUGGGAUUUCCUUGAAUUAUGCAGAAAAAUGCACUUAAAAUGUCCUACUUCCACCCUGAUUUAAGAUGAUUAAACAGCAUUACACAGGAGAUUUAUUAAUGUAAUAUCUAAAGACGUUUUGACUUCUUUACACUGCUCUCACAUGACCCUUGCAUGCUGCUCUGCACGUCGUUUUAGUAAACCUAAAGAAGUCAUUAAGACGAAUAAGAGGGAACAGAUGUUAAUGACAACAAAUACAGAGUCAGGCCCACAGGCUGGUUUAUGAGGUAUAGACGUUUUCUAAAUUAUUUUAUUGAAGCAUUUCCAUUUUUUACUGCAACUUCUCUCUGAUUGUACCUGCUGUUGUUAUUAAAACAUUGAAAACAG
This is a messenger RNA of Labrus mixtus (cuckoo wrasse), 4460 nucleotides long. It is a transcript of the gene gdpd4a, whose product is annotated as glycerophosphodiester phosphodiesterase domain containing 4a. The annotation marks the transcript as partial. Gene Ontology annotation, cellular component: membrane. NCBI's taxonomy places the organism in Eukaryota, Metazoa, Chordata, Actinopteri, Labriformes, Labridae. Gene Ontology annotation, biological process: lipid metabolic process. The record is from RefSeq and is a predicted model, not a curated record. Gene Ontology annotation, molecular function: glycerophosphodiester phosphodiesterase activity. The transcript is spliced from 16 exons.